AAGCCUAUUCACUCUAUUUUUCAAUCCACACCACCAUCUAAAAGCCACCGACCCCACGUCGUUAUAAACAAUUUCGAUCACGAAUCUCUUUUUCACUUCAAAAAAGAAACGUAUCUUUCCCUUCCUAAAAUUCACAACGUAUCUGCAUAAAUAUCGACCAGCUGAUUGUUGUUUCCUCUUAGUCGCAACGUUGGUCUAAUCCAGCAAUGGAUGUUGAACAAUCAGAUAAUGCAGUUUUAGCUUCUUAUGUCACACCUAAUUCCACAGUUUCUCAGCAGAAUGAGAUUUUUUCUCUUGAAGAUCUUGCGUGGGUUGAUUCAUGCCUGAAUAACGAUUUUGAUACUUCAGAAAGUGAUUGGAUACCUAUGAGGAAUGCUUUAUUAGAAAUUAUCAGUUCCGAAUCUCAAUCUUCUAAAGUUGAUGGUGGAGAUGGCAAUCAAAGUAUUCCUUCUAGUGAGGAGUCAAAUACUACUUUCCAACUCAAUCAGUCAUCUUCGACUUCUGAUGUAGAGCACUUACAAAGUCGUUCUUCGACUUAUAAUGUUAGCCUAAUAAGUAUGGCUACAGAAACAAGCAUAGACACUGAAUUCACUGAUAGCUUGUCUUCUUCAACUUUUCAAGGAAAUCCUUUUUUGCCAACUUAUAAUGAAGACCUGAGACCGAACAAAACAUUUGAUUUAGGACUUGACCUUGGUUCUGCAACUUAUGAGAUGGAUCAGACAUCUGAGAAUAUCUUCAAAUUCUGGGAUAUGGGUUAUGCAACUGAUGAGAGUGAGCAGGCAUCUGAGAGUAUCUUCAAAGUCUGGGAUUUGGACAUUCCAUCUGAGGAAGGUGAACUUGUUAAAGAGUUGAAAAAAGCUCUAUCAAAGAAUUCUUUGCGAAAGGACAUGAAGGAAGAAUCGCUUGAUGAUCUUAUUGCUGGCAUUGCUGAUUUGUCUUUAAAUAAGAAAGUUUAAUUUUCUUGCUGAUUUGUUUUAAAUAAGAAAGUUUAAUUUUCUUUAUUUUAUUUUCAGUUAGAUCUUAGUCCGUCUAUUUUAACUUUAUUUAAGUAUUAGCAUUAGAAGUUCAAAGCUACUCAUUCCCUUCGGUGAAUUUACUUUUUAUCUAGAACAAUGAUUAUGAGACUUCUAUUCAUAAGAGCAUAGUGUUCGAUGUACAUA
Messenger RNA from Medicago truncatula (barrel medic), 1160 nucleotides. RefSeq lists its product as uncharacterized. The coding region runs from base 207 to 956 and encodes 249 amino acids. The record is from RefSeq and is a predicted model, not a curated record. NCBI's taxonomy places the organism in Eukaryota, Viridiplantae, Streptophyta, Magnoliopsida, Fabales, Fabaceae. The transcript has 2 exons.